Vitis vinifera (wine grape) is the source of this 2410-nucleotide messenger RNA. RefSeq lists its product as uncharacterized. Gene Ontology annotation, cellular component: plastid. The coding region runs from base 35 to 661 and encodes 208 amino acids. NCBI's taxonomy places the organism in Eukaryota, Viridiplantae, Streptophyta, Magnoliopsida, Vitales, Vitaceae. The record is from RefSeq and is a predicted model, not a curated record. The transcript has a single exon.
UCCAUGUGAACUGAAAGCCGUAAAAUUCACAAAAAUGACGACUCCAACAGACCUCUCAGAUUACUCACCAUCCGCUACCAUAACCCCCUUCGACUGCCCGGUUCCCUUGCUCCGCGGACCGGUUCCGGCCAGUCCGUCCGACGACCCAUCGGCAGGUCCGUUCGUUCUUGCAUUCCGAGACUCUCGAGCCUGGAGAUCCGCCUUCAAAGCCUGCGAAUCCAAAAUCAUCGAGCAGUGCGAGGCCGGAGCAAGGAUCGGGUGUGCCGUCAGCGCAUCGAGCAAGUGUGGACCGCCCUGGUGGUGGGCUCUGAUUGGCCGAAGCCCUCCGAGCCUGGCGGAGAGGGAAGAGUGCGAAGAGCGUGAAAUGGCGGCCUGUGUUGCGGCUUCCAAGGAGAAGUGUGUGAAGUUUGCUAAGGACAAGUGUUUGGGUCCGUUCAGAGAUGCGAGAAUUGCGGUGAAUGGGAGGGAUUUGACGAGGAAGAAGAAGAGGGAAGCAGUGGAGUUGAUUUUUUGGGCUUCCAUGGGUGGGAGAAGAAAUUCAAUUGGAUUGGAGAAUUUGGGGUCUUGGGUUUUGUCGAAAUGCAAACUUGGAGAGACCAACUACAGGGGAAGUGAUUUACUGGAUACUCAAAAUGUUGAAAAUUCCUUGUGUUUGAGGUGAAUUGUUGGGAAAGAACAAGGGUUUUGUGGCGUUUUGGAUUUUUGUUUGAGGUGAAUUGUUGGUAAUGGAACAUGGGUUCUGUGGCAUUUGAUAUUUUUCAUUUUUUGGUUUUUUGUGGGGGUCAAGAAGUAGAGAAGAAUGAUUUCUUUCAGCUGGUUUGGGGGCAUUGGGGAUUGGUGAAUGAAAAGAAGGUGAUGAAGAAAGGGGAUUUCAGAGUUCAUUACUGGGUUUUAAGGACUGGUACAGUUGGAAUGAAAAAUUAUAGAGGAAGUGAUUUAGUAGGCUGUGAAAGCUGAGAAGGGGGUGGGGGCGGGUGUGUUCAAGGAGUAGAAAAGAAUGAUUCCUUUUAGCUGGUUGGGGGGCAUUGGGGAUUGGUGAGUGAAAGGAAGGUGAUGAAGAAAGGGAUUUCAUAGUUGAUUAUUGGGUUUUGUUGGAUGGGAUUAUGAGGUUUAGUUUUAAGUGGGGUUGUUGGAACUGUAUGGUUGGGGUGGCAAAUUAUAGAGGAAAUGAUUUAGUUGGCUGUUAUACUGGUGCUGUGUCUAAUGGGUUCUGUGGCAUUGGGUUUUUUUUCUUUCUUUCUCGUUCCUUUAUUUUUUUGGGGUCAAGAAGUGGAGAAGAAUGAUUGCUUUGGCUGGUUUGGGGGUAUUGAGGAUAGGUGAGUGAAAGGAAGGUGAUGAAGAAAGGGAUUUCAUAGUUGAUUAUUGGGUUUUGUUGGAUGGGAUUAUGAGGUUUAGUUUUAAGUGGGGUUCUUGGAACUGCAUGGUUGAGGUGACAAAUUAUAGAGGAAGUGAUCUAGUAGUUGGCUGUGAUACUAGUGCUGUGAAUGCUGAGAAUUCCUCUAAUGGGUUCUGUGGCAUUGGUUUUUUUUUUCUUUCUUUCUUGUUCCUUUAUUUUUUUGGGGUCAAGAAGUGGAGAAGAAUGAUUGCUUUGGCUGGUUUGGGGGCAUUGUGGAUGGGUGAGUGAAAGGAAGGUGAUGAAGAAAGGGAUUUCAUAGUUGAUUAUUGGGUUUUGUUUGAUAGAUUGUGAGAUUUAUUUUUAAGUGGGAUUCUUGGAAAUGUAUGGUUGGGGUGACAAAUCAUAGAGGAAGUGAUUUGGUAGGCUGUAAUACUAAUACUUUGAAUGCUGAGAAUUCUUCCAAUGGGAUCAAUGGCAAUGGGUCAAGGUCUGAAGUAUUGAGAAGUGGGGCAUAUGUAAUUUUGCAAUGGGUUCAAACUAUUAAAAUUUGGGUUGAAAGAAUGUUGAGGAAGACAUGGAUUUGGCAUUUGGGUUGUCUGGUACAAGAAUCAGUUCAUGAGAAUGGUUUCAAAGCUGGUUUUAUGCUUGAAGAAUUGAUGAACUAGGGCUUGUUGGUCUCUUAAACUCAGAGGUGUUGAAGUUUUUGGCAUCUUUCAUGAAGUUUUCUUCUGAAAUUAGCAUCAAAAUAGAAAAGAAAACAACCAGACUUAUCGAUAUUGGAUGACUGGAUAUGCAGUUUGAACAGCUCCAUCCCUUUGAUAGAAUCUUAAAUAUAGAAAUUUGGCAAAACCCCAUUAGUAUAGCAUUGUGGGACUCCUUGGGAUGAGGUAGAGCUUGCCAUUUCUUGGCUUAAGGAGUUGGAAAUAAUGAAUUUGUGGCUGGUUUGAUCCUUGAAGAUUGGUGAAUUUUUGGACUGAGAUCAGCUUGAGGAAGGAUGAUAGAUUGCUAGAAUGUUGGAAGAGAAUGUAAGGUAUGAUUUCUCUCCUACAAUUUAUGCUAUAGGCUUUCCAUUAA